AUGGCGGACAAACGCAGAAGGAAAAGCCUGAGCAUCUUCCGCCAGAAGGCGGACCCCAAUCCUACAGUACAAAUACCUGCCAGCACGCUAUUCGAGAAACACUCCAGCGAAUAUCUGGCAAGUCCGGUCGAGUCAGAUCCAGCCAGCCCCAAAAACCGGCCAAGGACAUUGCAGAGGGCAGGUCGCGCCUCCGUGUUCGGAUCUCUACGCUCCUUACACUCUCUCGAUGAAGACGAAAAGAUUGCCUUGACAAGAUCAGACUCGAAAUCUUCGUCACUCCAAGAAGAAGUUGACAUGAAUGUCAAGGGAUUGUUGGGCAGCAAAGUCCUCCAGUAUGGAGAGGUCCAAGCCGGUAGCAGCAACGUGUUUAGGAAACGGAACCAGUUCAUGGUGCUGACCGACACGCAUCUCAUUCGCUUUAGAAGUCAGGUCAAAGCAGCCGAAAUGUUUCCUAGUAUUCCCAGCAGUCUUAGCAAAGGACACGUUCCGAGGUCGUCUUCCGUGAGUUCUUAUCAAGAACUCCAAUCGUCGGCCUAUUCAGACAUCACCUCGGCCGUUCCACUUGAGCAAGUGGUUGCGGUGUUCAAGAUCGACGACGGACGGAUCUCUCCCACGGUGGAAGUGGGAUACCUCGACGAACGUGGGCGGAAAGCUUCAGCUAUACAAUGGCAACUCAACGAUUAUCGCGAGGCCGAGUUAUGGAUGACCGCGAUUCGUCUCGCUUCUCAGCAGGCAAGGAUGCUCCUCCAGCAACCCAUUCUAGACCAGACAGUGGAGCACCUUGCACGAGUCCUUGAACGGGAAAGAGACUAUGAUCCUCAGCACUUCCACGUCUUCAAAGUCGUGCAACGGUCCGUCAACAAGUCCUUAGGAAGGGCAUCUGCCGAAGACUUGACAAGGCACGGGUCAGCAACCGCAUGUUACCUUGUCAUUGGCUUGCACAAAAUCCACCUUGUACCUCUACAAAGAUCAUCGACACGAUCGUCAAGCACUUCUCUAAGCGAGUUGGAUCCCAUGACUUCCUACGCCCUUGUCACUUUGACAUCAAUCAAGGUUGUGGCUGGAGAGGAUGCCUUUCAAUUCUCGGUCAAACCUCCGCUGGGCCAACCAUACAUGAUGCACCUGGGCUCUUACGCCACAAGCGAGAUCGCGCUCCGCCUGCGAGCCGCUUCCGAGUAUCUGCGACCAGAAUGGGUCAGGCAGCCCUUCUUUUUCGACGUGCCUCCUGAGGUCGAUGAUCAAGCAAUUCCCCUGAUUUGGCCGAAAGAGGACCAUGAUUGCUUCGACCGGACGUUGAUUGCAUAUUGUGCAGGCUACGACGUAAACACCUCUCGUAUCUGUUACUCUGUGGACUACGAAUGCGAGGAUGCGCCAUGCUUUCUCUUACUUCCUCCGUCGGGCAUCGCUUCAUACUCCGCCUUGGAGUUACUCGCCGUACUUCGAGCAUUGAGAUACAACGAGUCCUUCUCCUCUAUUUCAUUUGCGCGAAUCAACCUAACGCCGCUACGCCACAUUUACGACGUGUUCUGCUCGGACGUGGACAGCCUCUUCUCGCGAUCUGGGAACCCGGUUAACAUCGUCGGCCAUCAAGAUCUGCCAGUUCUAUGUCAGGAAAUCAGAGCUCUGGCACUGAAAAGUCGACGGCUGAGGCGGAUGGAUUUCUCAAACACCAUGCCGCACACAGCUCGGGCAGACGGCGGAGAGCCUUUUGAUUGUGGCAUCCUGGAGGCUCUGGUCCCGUUGUGCAAGAGGUCUCUGACCAAUGUGGAUUGGAUUGUGCUUACCGGACUGCGGCUUUCUGAUGGCGACUUGAACUACCUCGUGGAUGCAGCUUCGGAACGAAAGUGCCAUCUUCGAGCACUGGAGAUUGGAGACUGUGGGCUUUCCGUUCACGACAUCGACGUGCUCCUGUCCUCCUUGUCUUGUCAGGAGAGCACUGUCGAAGUGAUCGACAUAUCGGGAGCACAAGGCCGGUUCAGUCCCGAGCUCUUCCAGCGUGGUAUAGGAGCCUUUACCCGCAUUCGGCGCUUGAAUCUUACACGGAUUCAGAUGACCGCUGGGCCAGAACCUUUGGUUGCUCCCGAAGUGCUGUUGGCCUGGAGACUAGAGGCGUUGUAUCUGUCGCAGACCACUCUCAAUGAGCAGUCCGUGGACUCAGUAUCAGCGUAUCUGGCCACGUCGAAAUCCGAAAUCCUGCGUGAGCUGCAUGUCAACCAAUGUGGCUUAACGGGGAAUGACCUAGCGACCUUCUUCCGGUCCAUGAGUCGGGACGACAAACAGCCGCGGAUAAUGCACGUCAGUGCCAACGAGAACCGGUUGAAGGUGGGCAACACGCUCAUGUUCAGGACAUUGGCCCACGGCUGCGGACCAACAUCGCUGAGCAUGAGGAUGAUGGACUUUGAGAAAGAGAGCCAUUUCCGAGAGCUGAUCAACGCGUUGAAAGUCAACACGACUUUGCGGAGUCUGGACAUUUCGCGUGCAUCCCUACCGUAUGAUGCCAGUAUCGAGACUUGUGAGGCUCUGAGGGAGAUGUUUGCCACGAACCAGACCUUGGAGGAGCUCGAUAUCAGCGGCGAACACGCGCAUUUGGACGCGACCCGAUUCGGCAUUGGCCUUAACAUCGCGCUGAGAGGAUUGGAAAAGAAUAAGACCUUGAAACUCUUGCGGAUCGAACAUCAAGGGCUUGGUUUGCAAGGGGCUAGUACCUUGGCCGAGGUUUUGCAGAAGAACAACACGUUGCUGGAAAUCCAUUGUGAGCACAACGACAUCAACCUCCAAAGCUUCACCGCGCUUGUCAACGCCCUCGAGAGGAACCACACAUUGCUGUACAUGUCGAGCAUGGACCAUGACCGAGCAAAGUCAUUGGAGAAGGUGCGGCGGGAGAUCGAUGUCGUGGACCGAGGAGACAGUCCGAAGUCACCCAAGCAUCAUGGUGGAGCGCUCAAGAAAGCAUUCGCCGGGACGUUGACGGGGAAAUCUCACGGCAAGGGGCACGGACAUCGUCACAGUAGCUCGUUGUCUUCCAUGGCCUCGUACACGGAUCAGGACAUUGCAGCGGUCAUGAGCACGCUGGAAGACAAGUGGAAUGCACAGGUUGCGCGGAUGCAGAAGUAUCUGUUCCGGAACUAUUGUCAUGCACAAGGCGUGCCUUGGGAGGGAAAUUCCGUGGAUGAGAGCACGCGGCCAGCGACUAUGGCGGGUGAAUCCUCGCUCGCUCAAAUCCUCAAGCGCGUGAAGCUGGACAGGACGCCGACUUCCGGGACGGUGGAUGCCCUGGAUUAUAUUGAUGAAAAAUUAGGGAGGGACAGCGAUGAUCGCAUGGUUUUCGAGAUGCCCUAG
Messenger RNA from Cladophialophora yegresii CBS 114405, 3339 nucleotides. RefSeq lists its product as uncharacterized. The transcript has a single exon. The record is from RefSeq and is a predicted model, not a curated record. Bases 1 to 3339 code for a protein of 1112 amino acids. Lineage: Eukaryota; Fungi; Ascomycota; Eurotiomycetes; Chaetothyriales; Herpotrichiellaceae.